This is a messenger RNA of Ananas comosus (pineapple), 923 nucleotides long. RefSeq names its product ethylene-responsive transcription factor ERF113-like. The transcript has 2 exons. The record is from RefSeq and is a predicted model, not a curated record. Lineage: Eukaryota; Viridiplantae; Streptophyta; Magnoliopsida; Poales; Bromeliaceae. The coding region runs from base 192 to 923 and encodes 243 amino acids. Gene Ontology annotation, biological process: ethylene-activated signaling pathway; regulation of DNA-templated transcription. Gene Ontology annotation, molecular function: DNA-binding transcription factor activity; DNA binding.
UAUACAUAUACUCUCUCUCUCUCUCUACAUAUACUCUCUCUCUCUCUGUUUCUCAUGCAUGUACCGUACACGAAUCCUCAUCAUCACGAUCGACGUUGAUCGCGGAACGGACGGCGGAGAUUCGAAGGAGGUGGAUCGGAGGAGGACACUAGCGAGGAGGAGGAGGAGGAGGAGGGGAAGAGGAGGAGCACAUGUUCGGGCGCUACGACCCCGCACGUGCCGAGCAGGACACGUCAGCAAUCGUCUCCGCUCUCUCGCACGUGCUCCACUCGAGCUCGAACUCCGCCCAUGGGGCCGGGGCCGAGCCGGUCGGGGCGAACCGGGCUUCCGCUGAACCGGCCGGUUCGGAUUCUGCGGGGAUGAAUGAAGUAAUAACACGACCCUCCGAGGACCAAGAAAGGAGGAAGCACUACAGAGGAGUGCGGCGACGGCCGUGGGGCAAAUGGGCGGCGGAAAUUCGCGACCCGAAUAAGGCAGCGCGGGUGUGGCUCGGCACGUUCGACACCGCGGAGCGCGCCGCCAUGGCCUACGACGAGGCCGCCCUCCGGUUCAAGGGCAGCAAGGCCAAGGUCAACUUCCCGGAGAGAGCAGUCCUCCUCAAACACCACAACGUCAACAUCGACCGCAGACCCGAACAGCCGCCUCUGCUGCCGCCACCGACGAUGAUAAAUCCUAACACGACGACGACAACGACGGCAGCGACAGCGACAGCGACAACGACAGCGACAGCGACAGCGACAGCGGGGGCGUAUCCAAAUAUUAUUCAAUAUGUAAAUAUUCUGCAAAGCAACGAGGAAAUGCCUUCGACGUACAUGGAUUUCUCUUUGGGGCACAUCAUGACAAGUAGUAAUGUGGGUUCUUAUAGCUCUUCUUCUUCUGGUUGUUCCUGGUCUCAUGGUGAGCCCAGGGAGAAAGAUACAUAG